Hymenoscyphus albidus is the source of this 465-nucleotide messenger RNA. NCBI's taxonomy places the organism in Eukaryota, Fungi, Ascomycota, Leotiomycetes, Helotiales, Helotiaceae. The record is from the annotation of a GenBank genome assembly.
AUGGGAAAUGAGGCGGCUGCGGAGCUCCUUAAUAUCCUCCGGCUCCCACUUAAGCUUCUUCCACUCUCUUUUUAUCCGCCGUCCGACACUCCUAGAACCUGGCUUCAGUUCGCCAUAUUUAUCUACAGUCUGUUCGAGCUUUUUAAGAACAUUCAUGCAACCGUCGACAAUUUCUCGAAGUUCCAUAUUUUGCUGAAUAUUGAGGUCCGGUUUGGACAGUACGACUUCGACAUCUUGGAGCACGAUCGAAAGGCUUCUCACUCUGUGCAACCAAAGUUAUUAGUAAUGCCUAGUGAUCUUAUCAGAAACAUACUCGUCAGAGACAUCUUUGAAUUGUUCCGGCGCAUCUACGAAUUCCUUCCGGAUCCGUUUAGCAAGCUCGAUUACUGCAAUAAAAUCGCCAAUGCUAAAACCGAAACUCAUUGUAGUGUCAAGCACAACUUUCCAGGAGCACAGGAAAGAUAG